This is a messenger RNA of Beta vulgaris subsp. vulgaris (sugar beet), 1645 nucleotides long. Its product is annotated as ribonucleoside-diphosphate reductase small chain A. The transcript has 9 exons. Gene Ontology annotation, molecular function: oxidoreductase activity. Lineage: Eukaryota; Viridiplantae; Streptophyta; Magnoliopsida; Caryophyllales; Amaranthaceae. The record is from RefSeq and is a predicted model, not a curated record. Bases 202 to 1233 code for a protein of 343 amino acids. Gene Ontology annotation, biological process: deoxyribonucleotide biosynthetic process.
UUGAAGAAUAGGUCCCCACAUGAAAAUUUUCUCGUGAAUAUGAAGAAGAAACCCAAACACCCACAAAAAGUUAACCAAAAAAAAAAAAAAAAAAGUGCUGACAGAAUCAAGUCUUUCUCUUUCUGCCCUGCCAAAACCCUCUGUUAUUUAGUUCUUCAAGCAGGGUUUUUGUAGGGUUUUAUCUCUUUUGGGAUUUCUGAAAUGGGUUCUUUGGAAAAUGGAGAGGAGAGAGAAAACAAAGAAGAAUUUGGGGAUGAAGGUGACCCCAUUUUAAUGGAAAAUUCUCAGAGGUUUUGUAUGUUCCCUAUUCGUUAUAAUCAACUCUGGGAGAUGUACAAAAAGGCAGAGGCUAGUUUUUGGACUGCUGAGGAGGUUGAUCUUUCCAAUGAUGUGCAGCAGUGGGAUGCUCUAUCAGAUUCAGAAAAACAUUUCGUAACUCAUGUGCUGGCCUUUUUUGCUGCAUCCGAUGGGAUUGUUCUGGAGAAUCUUGCUGCAAGAUUUUUGAAUGAUGUCAAAGUUGCAGAGGCUCGCGCUUUCUAUGGAUUUCAAAUAGCAAUGGAGAACAUACAUUCUGAGAUGUACAGCUUGUUGUUGGAGACAUAUAUUAGGGACUCAAAAGAGAAGACCCACUUGUUCAAUGCCAUUGAGACAAUCCCAUGUAUAAUAAAGAAGGCCAACUGGGCUUUAAAAUGGAUUAUGAGUUCAAAUUCUUUUGCAGAAAGACUUGUUGCAUUUGCUUGUGUUGAAGGGAUCUUUUUCUCCGGAAGCUUUUGUGCCAUAUUUUGGCUUAAAAAGAGAGGGUUGAUGCCUGGUUUGACAUAUUCAAACGAGCUUAUCUCGAGGGAUGAAGGCCUCCACUGUGACUUUGCCUGUCUUCUCUACAGUUUGUUGCGUAAAAAGCUGCUGCCAGAAACAGUUGAAAAGAUUGUGCAUGAAGCUGUUGAAAUUGAGAUAGAGUUUGUAUGUGAAGCACUCUCAUGCAAUUUGAUUGGCAUGAAUGUUGUGCUAAUGGAGCAAUGCAUAAAAUUUGUUGCAGAUCGACUUCUGGUUGCUUUGGGAAACCAAAAGAGAUACAAUGCAGAAAACCCUUUCGAUUGGAUGGAGUUCAUAUCACUGACGGGCAAAGCUAACUUCUUUGAGAGAAGAGUGGGUGAGUAUCAGAAGGCUUCUGUCAUGUCUAAUCUAAAGGAUGGUAACAAGAACUAUGUCUUCAAGCUAGAUGAAGAUUUUUAGGAGCAUUUCAGUUGUCAACAAUUGUGUUUAUUUUGGGAAGAGGAUCCGAUUUUAGAGGGUAUUAUUCUUCUUGUUUGUACUCCCUCUUUUUCUUUAAUUGCUACAUUUGCCUUAUAUGGUUGUGUAGCAAUUAAAUAAAAUUAGAGGGAGUAGUAGUAAGUAAUAGAACACCAUAUAUUUGUUGCUAGUGGAGUGAAACCAAGCUGUCUACUAUUUAUUCGGAUGUGUAAACCUUUUGGAUAUUUGAUAGAUGUACAUACCAGUGCAGCAGUACUUUGGUUUGAGCAGUUGAGCUUAGCUUGGAAUAUUGCGGAUAAGGCAAAAAAAUUGUAUAUGUUGUUUUUAGGGUUUAAUUUGAUAAAAAAACUAAUAUGUGGUGCACACUAACUUAGUGUACACCUUAUCCAUCUCA